AAGUACACGUUGUCUCAGCGGCCCAACAAACCGUUAACGAUGCUCCGGCGACACUUCCGUUGUGCAGCUUCUGCACGAAAAAUGGUUUCCUUUCUCCCAUGGGUUCCAAGGCGCCUCUUCAGCGCCGAAGUCUCCAAAACCCACCAGCAUCACCGUAACUGGACCAUAAAGCAAGUCACCAAGUCGAAUUUCAGCGAGACUCUGGAUGGAAUCAAAUCUCACAUCUCAACUUCUGAUUUCAUAGCCGUGUCUUUGCAGAAGACAGGCUCCUUCUCUGCUCCAUGGCACCGUGUCUCCCCUUUCGACACUCUUGAUACUGCUUAUCUGAAAGCCAAGCAUGCUGCUGAGCGCUUCCAGGUUCUUCAGUUCGCUGUUUGCCCCUUCACUAUCACUGGGUCUGAAGUCACCGCCUAUCCGUAUAACUUUCAUCUGUUCCCCAGGGAUGAAUUGAAAAUGGGGAUGCCUUCUUACAGUUUUUCUUGCCAGACAUCACAUUUAAUUUCUAUGGCUAGAGAAGGUUUUGAUUUUAAUGCUUGUAUAUAUGAUGGCAUAUCAUAUUUGUCCAGAGCACAAGAAUCUGCAGCAAAAGUUUUUAUGGGGAAUCCAAUAUCUGCUAAUAAUAUGGUAGAGUCUAUUGCUACUCCUUCUGUUGCUGAUACUGUUUUCAUUCAAAGGACUAGAUCACGUGUUAAGCAUUGGAAAAAUACAUUUACAGAUUCAACCACAAUGACUCAUGGUAAGAAAAUUAAAGAUUCUACUUAUUUCUUCCUAUUUUCAACUUCGUUAUGGGUUUACAUGUCAGUUUCAGAUGCUCUGGUGAGAUCCCUGAGAAAACUCGUGUUAGGGAGUGAAGAGUGUCAUUCACGACCAUGCAUGAAUAUAGAUGUUUGCAGUGAACGACAAGUGCAACUGGUAAUUGAGAUGUUGCAAGAAUUUAAUGAUGAUCUUGUCCCUCUAAUAAUUCCAGCAAAACGUGGAGGAACCCAGUUAGUCCGUGUUGUCUUAACAAGUUCAGAAGAAGACAAGGAACUUCUUCAGAGGGAGCUUCAAAAUGAUGAAGAGGUACAAACCAAGAGAAUCCGUGGCUUUCGAGAGGUGAUCGAUCUGAUUUCUGCUUCACAGAAGCCUGUUGUCUCCCACAAUUCCCUUAAUGAUUUUACAUUCAUCCAUUCGAAAUUCCUAACUCCUCUACCUACUAACAUGGAGGAGUUCACGAGUUCCUUGCGCUUAGCUUUUCCUCAGGUAAUAGAUGUCAAUCAUCUGAUGAAGGAAAUUAGCCCUCUGAGAAAAGUGAGAAAUAUACCGAUGGCUACUUCAUACUUGAAGAAUCUGUUCUUUGCUCCUGUUGAUGUGGAAAUUCCGUUUCAAGCUUGGGCAAAUGAAGGCAAGAUUCAUGGGCAUAAUGUUGUGAGGAUUUGUCAAUUGUUUGCCAAGUUGUGCUAUAUACUCAAACUUGCUCCUAAUUCUGUCGAGUCCAAUGACAAAAAUUUAGCUGAAGCCCUUAAAUCCUAUGCAAACAUUUUCAAUCCAUAUUCCUCUGUCCCCCAAGAACCAAUUGAUGAGGACAUCAAAAUUUGGACUAACAGCACAAUAAAAGUAAGCUGUGAGGAUUUGGUUUUCUUGUGGGGCUUCAGAGACAUGACAGCCGGCACGCUGAAGAGACUGCUUCAAGAGUCUCAUAAAGUUUUCUCUGAGGAAUUUGAUGUUAGAUUAGUGGACAAGAGCUGUGCCAUUGUGGUUUUCAGACAACCUGGUUUAUCUAAAACCUUUAUGGAUGUCCUGAAUGAUGAUUCGGACAUUGUUGGACCUUUAAGGGAGAUGGUCUCGGAAGGCGUAAGAGCUGCGGGUUAUGAGACUUACAACAGAGCUUGCAGUUUGGGUUUAUGGGAUGCAUAUUUAGGAGAUGCUCUAGACAAAGCCAUGGCAGGUCUUGAUUACCCUUUAGAAGCUGAUUCUAAACCAAAGUCACCAGGCACUUACUGGUGCAAUGAAUGGGUUAUCGACUUGGAUGAGCUCUGAGGUAUCAAAUUCUAAUUCUUGAAUGAGAAACAGUGUUGCUAAUGAGAAACUGUGUUGCUUUGAAUUGCAAAUUCACAGACAUCUUGAGUUUUACAUUAUUUGAUUCAAGAAAUUAAUACAACAGCAAUCUUGUUUUUCC
Messenger RNA from Manihot esculenta (cassava), 2158 nucleotides. RefSeq names its product poly(A)-specific ribonuclease PARN-like. Lineage: Eukaryota; Viridiplantae; Streptophyta; Magnoliopsida; Malpighiales; Euphorbiaceae. Gene Ontology annotation, molecular function: RNA binding; 3'-5'-RNA exonuclease activity. The record is from RefSeq and is a predicted model, not a curated record. The transcript is spliced from 7 exons. Bases 40 to 2019 code for a protein of 659 amino acids. Gene Ontology annotation, cellular component: cytoplasm.